CGGCCAUCUUGUGCACUGGACCGACCGGCUACAUACGACGGCCAGCAAAUACAACAUUUUAUCGCUUCAUUUUCGUACUGUUGUGUCCGUGAUUCUGUAAGUUGUUAUGCCAUUUUCGUUAUGUGAGAGAUCAUGCUCAUAUCCACAGAACUUCGAAGUGCCAGUUGAUUUGUUAUUAGGGCAGAACCGUCGUGAAAGAACCAGAACGUUGGGUCGAGUUACGCUUGGAUGGCAGGGACGGUUGCCAAGCGGCCUGUACACAAUUUCAGUCAUGACCUCCAAUCGGUGAAAAAUAGGGAAGGGGAUCGAGAAUACAGCGAGCAUACUGAAAGGGCAUCCUCGCAAAGAAUGGAUGAAGAUGACAUUCUGGCACAGCUAGAAGAUGACAGGUUUGCUGAACAGAGGGCCUACAUUCUUGAUGAUCUCACCCAGAAAGUUCGGAGAGAUGGUGGCCGACUGCCUUUUGACAACAGACAUGCUCUUUUCAGGGGCUUGACACUUGUGUUACUGGAUCAGAAUUGGGAAGUAAGAUUAAAAUGCAUCCAGUUCAUUUGCGAACUCAUCCCCCAGUUUGGACCAGAGCUGGACUCCUGCAUGGCUAUUGUCCUUCCAAAGAUCGUGGAAAAUUUAGGAGAUGCGAAAGUGGCCAUACGAAAAGCCGUCAUUCAGACGUUGCAUAUUCAUAUGAAGCACACGACCAACGUACAACAAAUCUUCUCCAUCUUAGUGAAUCACGGUCUGCAGAGCAGAGACCCAAAGGUGCGCAUGGAAGCAACGAUUCAACUGCCGGUACUGCUUACUCGUGAGUUUGCAACAGCAGAUUUGUCUACGGUUACACAUGCCCUUGCAAAGAGAUUUUGCAACAACGAUAACGACGAAACCCUCACCGAUACGGCUGGUAUUUCUUUAGAAAGAAUAAGGACCUUAGUUGGUAAACAACAGUUUAAUGUAUAUAUACAACAGCUACCCUCAAGAGAUAGAAAUGCAUAUAACAAACGUGUCACCAGUGCAGAUAGGGGAGGCUCAGAAAUCAGCCAACCGUCACGUGAAGAUUCAAACUCUGGCUAUAGCAGGGAUCAGAAAAUUGGGUCUACCCCUAAUUCAAGAUGGCAGGGGGACAAUGAAAAUGGGGAGAGACUUGAGUUUGGUGUCAUCCCAAAACAUGUUAUGGACCAAUUACUGGACCAAACACAGUGGAAAACUAGGGCCAAUGGGGUACAGGAAUUGAAGUCAAUUAUCUUGUCGGUGGAGGAUCCGACUCGUAUUGUACCACACAUGCUUGCAUUUAUUAGCUUUCUUUGCAAUCUUUUAGACGAUGUCAACUUCAAGGUAACUCUACUCACUCUUGAAAUCUAUGGUGUGCUAGUCUCAAAGUUGAACACAGGGGUGAAGCAGUUUCUGAAACCCCUGAUUUCUGCUCUUACAAAACGUUUCGGGGACAAUAAAGUGGUCAUCAGACAGGCCAACAUGAAAGUUCUGAUGCAACUGAUGCAUGUCCUGACCCCACAAGCAGUGGUCAGCACGAUUGGUGACAGUCUGAAACACCGCAAAUCAGGUGUGCGUGAAGAGGCACUGAAUAUUAUUAUCGCCUCGCUGCUGACGUUCCCAAGCUAUGACUUUGACCUUGCACAGUUAUGCCAGAUGCUGGCUCCCACACUUAAAGACGUCAAACGAAGGGUAAGGCAGGCUUCCCUUGAGUCAUUUGCAGUUCUUGCACAGGCCAUGGGACCGAGUAGAAUAAGUCCCCUCAUCCAUGCUGUCGAUCAGGUGGAACUCAACAUGGAAGAGGAUGGCGUCAUGAAGGCUGUACAGGCAAGACUCGCCCGCCGACGCCUACCAAGACUAAAUGACGAUGGCUUAGUGGAAUAUGCAACCCCGAUUCCUACAUCGGCAACGAGCAGAAACAAUCCGACAGUAUCAAAAGAAAAUGAUGUUCAAUGGAUAAUGAAAGGCACCGGAAGCAUAACUACCGGUAGUGCCCGAGAGCGUAGUCACGCAGAUCCACGGAGUCUAGAACUAUCACAGCCAUCACCAACACGUGCCAUUCCUGCGCAAACAUCAAAUCAAGAAUCUUCUCCUCCGAAACGAUACUACAGUGCGGGGAAGGGAAGAUCUAAACUCCCUUGGGAGGAUGAGCUAGACUCCAGUCUAGAACAUGAGGACAAUAUUCCAGUUACUAACAGUGUGAGCCGAACGCACAUCAUCAGCAGUGCGCCGACACAGAAGAAACGAGAUGAAGAGAGACCACCUCCCAUUAGAGCUCGUAAUACCUGGGAAGGAGGGGAGGAUACUGUCGAUGUGCCACAUCAAGACAGACGGCGGAAUCUUAACCUACAGUUAGCACCCAGAGAUCCAUCGCCUGACACAGGUUAUGGACCAACUAGUUAUCGGCAAAUUCAUCUGGAUAAACUGAAACGGCAGUCGCUGGCGACGUAUCCUGGCUCACGAGGGAGCCCUAUUGAUGACCAGCAGCAGGGCAGCUUUAGCGCUCCAGCCACAGACAGAGACUGGAGUCCCUGGCGCAUCAAGGAAGAAAUGAACAGGGCGGAGGAAGAUCACAAUCUGUUCGGAGGUCACGACCCAUUUGCCGGCAACACAGCCACAAUCCUCAAGAAGCGUAACAGUAACAGUUUAAUAAGACAGGAGUCCGAGGACCCCGAAGUUCGACAGCCACACGCAGACCAUAAAUACGUGAGUUCCUUUGGGUCUGCUAACGUCAAGGAGAACGGCAGUAUCGGAGGGAGAGGUUUCAGGAAGAAUCUAUCGAGCUCAUGGCCAGAGGCGCAUUUUUCACCUGAUGACGGGUCAAAGGGCAAGAAGAAGGUUGAACCUCUACCAGAUGCAGCAGUUCGGCGUGACUGGUCCCCAGAGUACGAGCCAAAGAAAUCUAAGGGUGUGGUCCCAGCCUCACCCAUCCCUCUUAAACCCACCCUGGCAAGGUCAGCGGGUCGAAGGGGACAAGGGAGGCCCAUCCUAGACCCACUGGAACGGAACCAAGGAUUCAAAGGGGUGGAUGACAUCAUUGAUUCAGACCUCUCGUAUACUGAUGAUUUUGAAAUGUCUGAUGAUGAAGACAUCGGACCUGAUAUGAGCUCCUUGGAGAAAGUGCGCAGCAGCGCUGCCAAGAAGCGGGCCGAGAAGAGAGCGGAGAAACACAUCACGAGGGACUUGGAUAGACACUCUCAAUCCAACAACAAUCUCUCUUCAUCCUCGGUGGUCUCCCCUAAGGUGGAUGAGAGCGGCUUCUUUAGUAUGUUCUCAACGAUGAACAGUGGGGUUGAGGACUCAUUGGAGAGACAACCUCUAUCAAAGAAGAAAGGAAAGAAGCCCAACUCUGAGCUCCCGUUCAGCAGCAAGCCCAGGAUGGCCAGGGCAUCCUCUGGUAAAGGUAGCCGUAAGAACUCCAUGGAGUACCCAGAGGAGAGGGCGGACCCUAAUGCCUACGAGUACAGCCCAUCAUCUGGGGUGACAUUCAGGGAUAAGCCAACGUCGGAUGUCAGUAUCGUCGGUCAGGGGUAUAGUAAUGGGCAGGGUCAUAAUGUCAGAUCACAGUCACCGCCGAUCCCAACUCAUGCAAAGGUGCAGAAUGGACGGGAAAGAAGGAGGCAACAAAAAGGACCCUUGUUAUCACCCCUGUCUAUGUCAUCAAUGCACCAUCCUGGGCCAGUGGACCUCGAGGAAAAGGCAAAUGUCGCGGCAGAGGACUUGUCAAUGGUCAUUGGAAAGAGCGUUUUCAACGGCAAGACCUCAGCCUACUCGCCUCCACCAGUUGCCACCCAAAAGAAAAAGAGUGUCGGAGAGGAGCGGCGACCUCUGGCCGAGGUCAUAGGUCAUAGCUACAGGCAAGACUCCAAGUAUUCCAGCUCAGCAGAGAGUGACAGUGAGGAAGUAGAGGAUGAGGAGGAUGCUUACAAGAUCGCUAUGUCCAAAGCUCUUCAAGAUAAGAUGACUCAACGGCAAGAGGAGCAGAAGAAAGAGAUGGAGCAGAAGCGGGCAGAGAAGCAAGCGAUGAGAGAAAAGGCCGCCCAGGAGCGGGAAGAACGUCGCCGCGUCAUGGAGGAAGAACGAGAAGCAAAGCGCAAAGCUGCUGAGGAAGAGGGCAAGGCCAGGAGACGAGCGAUUGAGGCGGACAGGCAGGAAAGGAAGAGGGUUUUAGAGGAGAAAGAGAAGAAGAGGCAAGAGGCGGAGGAGAGGAGGGAAGCUCAACGGGUUGCCUUGGAGGAGGAGAGGAAGAAAGCUUUCCGGAAGGCCAAGGACGAGGAGAGGGAACUUCGAAAGGCUAAGGAUGAGGAGCGGGAGCUGGCUAGACAGAGGGCCAGUGAUCGGGAGAGAGAGAAGCUCAAACAGCUGGAGAUUGAUAAUAAUAACUCCAGUACAGAUGCAAUAGGUCUCCAGAUAUCUGGAUCCAAUCCGAGGAGCUCAGCAAUAUCGCCCACUGAUGAAGCUGAAGAUAUCGAUAUGGAAACUGGAGCCCCUCAAAGUCCCUCCAAGGUCAUAGGGAAACCACCAGUAGCUGGUAUCGCAGCCAAGAAGAAGAAAACCAAAUCACCCACACAGCCCCAAUCUCCCAAGCACCGCGCCCUUGGGCGGAGUAUCUCGGGUGGUCCUCCAUCGAGCGCCCUCAGCUCAACGCAUGAAUCGAAUCAAGGAGAUGCGUCUGAGAUGAAACCCUUCAACCACCCCGACAAGGCUCUUCAAGAUGCGUACAAGUACAUGGGGAACGAGGACUGGGAAACCAAGAUGGAGGGCUUGAAUCUCAUCCGAAGACUCGUUAAGUUUCAUCCCGAGGUCAUCACAGAUCAAACGCACACUGUGGUCGUUGCUGUGAUGAACGAAGUGAAGAACCUACGGUCCUCAGUGUCCAAGCUGGCCAUCAUGUGCAUGGCUGAAAUGUUCCAAGAGCUCAAAUCGGCUAUGGACAAGGACUUGGAUCAGAUCUGUAAGAUCCUGGUGCCCAAGGGAGGAGAGAGCAAUGCGUUCAUCCGGGAAGAUGUCGACAAAGCCCUGGAUUCCAUGGUUUCAAAUGUCAGUCCACAGAGGGCGGUCUGCUCACUCAUUAACGCGGGAUCAAGUCACAAGAGUCCGAAUGUCCGUAAGGCCACAGCAAUGCACCUUGACAGGCUAGUAGAGAAGAUGGGACCAGGGAGGGUUCUGAGUGGCGUGAAGGACAUCACAGAUAAGAUUCUACCCACAGCGGCUCGAUUAGCUGUGGACAAUGCACAGGAAACCAGGUUUUAUGCUCGCAAGAUGUUGUACUCAAUGAUGCAACACGAGUCCUUUGGUAAACUGAUUGAGAAAUAUGUACCAUCCAAAGACAUGAGGUCCAUCAAGGAAGUACUGGAGCAUCUCAGGCAGAAGGGUCCUGGUGGCUUACCGCAUGACUCAUCGUCAGCACGAGUGAGACGUAGUCAGUCCAACCCACGUGUCAACUCCUCCUCAAGGGAAAAGAUGGACUCAGCUGGCAGCAGUGAUCCUCCAACUCCACUGUCCAGUUCGAUGAAACGGACCAAUCGGAAUUCACGUAACAACGAGGGGGAUCAGGAGACAGUCAAGGACAUGUGCAAAUCACUCUCAGCUGCUGAUUGGACGGAGAGGUUACAGGGGAUCAACCAAUUACAGGAGAUGGCUGAAACCAACAAGGAACUGGUAGCAUCCAAUAUAGUCAAGAUAUUUGACAACUUCACACCACGGCUGACUGACUCCAACAGUAAAGUAAACCAAGCUGCACUGCAAACAAUGGUUGGUAUGGUACCCAGACUUGGGGAAUACCUAGCUGCUGUCGUAACAGGAGUGGUACCAGUAGUGUCUGGUAACUUAGCUUCAAAGAAUGCUGUUAUAUGCAAAACUAGUGAGGAAAUACUAGACAGCAUUAUAGCAAAUGUUGAUAAGAUUGUCUUAGUGCAGCCGUUCUCCUCUGCUACGCAGUAUGGAAAUGCCAGAGUCAAGCCCAAGAUGGUGGAGAAAUUAGCUUUCCUUUCAACUAAAGUUUAUCAACGCAAACAGCAGACAGUGGUUCGCAACGUCUUACCAGUCCUGUGGCACCUUCUUGGUAGCCUCACAGGGAGUGGGGCUGUCCCGGGAGGAACGCUGAACCUACGGGGCGCCGUCAAUACACUGGCGACUGAACUCCAUGGCCUGAUGGGUGACGCCUUACUCCAGCAUGCAAGUAGCCUACCACCGCGGCAACAUCACACACUGAUGGAGAUGAUUGGUGUAUGACACCAAAUAAAGAGUAGAUAAUUAUGUAAAGUAUUAACAAAAAAUGGACAAAUCAAACCAUUUAUAUAUGGAAAUAUAUUUAUAUAUUGCAAUACAUCUAUUGGAUUUAAUAUUUUCCUGUAUUGAAAUAUGGAAAGAAAAUUUGAGAGAAAGUGUGAGAAUUAAUGGUUGUGAUAGUCACCUUGAUCAAUUUGCACUCUGCACCUAGCCGA
Messenger RNA from Asterias rubens (European starfish), 6431 nucleotides. Its product is annotated as TOG array regulator of axonemal microtubules protein 1-like. The coding region runs from base 229 to 6219 and encodes 1996 amino acids. The record is from RefSeq and is a predicted model, not a curated record. Lineage: Eukaryota; Metazoa; Echinodermata; Asteroidea; Forcipulatida; Asteriidae. Gene Ontology annotation, molecular function: microtubule binding. Gene Ontology annotation, cellular component: cytoplasmic microtubule; cilium. Gene Ontology annotation, biological process: microtubule cytoskeleton organization. The transcript is spliced from 22 exons.